This is a messenger RNA of Chironomus riparius, 1893 nucleotides long. The record is from the annotation of a GenBank genome assembly. Lineage: Eukaryota; Metazoa; Arthropoda; Insecta; Diptera; Chironomidae.
AUGAAGUUCAUUAUUUGGCUCUUUCUGCUUAUCAGUAAAAAUUGCUUAGUCACAUUCAUAAGUAAUUCUGUCAUUGCUGCACCAGUAAAUGAAGAUUUUGAAAUUUCAUUAAUUCACAUCAAUGAUUUUCAUGCGAGAUUUGAGGAAACGAAUAACCAGUCAUUGCCAUGUAGACAAGGUCAAGUAUGUAUCGGUGGAUAUUCCAGAAUGGCAACAAUUGUGAAACAACUGCAGAGAAAUCGAACAAAUACAAUUUUUCUAAAUGCUGCUGACAACUUUCAAGGAACUGUUUGGUAUAAUCUUUUAAGAUAUAACGUAACUGCACACUUCCUCAACCUUCUUCCAGCUGAUGCAAUUGCAAUUGGUAACCAUGAAUUUGCACACAAAAUUGAAGGUUUGGUGCCAUUACUGAAGCAAUUAAAAUCACCAGUUGUUGCUGCAAAUAUUGAUGAUUCUGAUGAGCCACAAAUUCAAAAUUUGUAUAGAAAAUCCAUAGUAAUUGAAAGAUCUGGAAGAAAAAUAGGAGUUGUCGGUGCCAUUCACAGCAAAACAUAUGAAAUAGCUUCAACUGGGAAACUUAAGUUCAUAGACGAGAUUCAAGCUAUUCGAGAAGAAUCUCAGAAACUUAAGAAUCAAGGAAUCAACAUCAUCAUAGCAUUGACUCAUUGUGGACUGUCUGAAGACACCAGAAUAGCUGAUGAAGUUGGUGACCUUGUCGAUAUUGUUGUUGGUGGACAUUCUCAUUCAUUCAUAUUCAGUCCAACUGAUUCACAGUUUCCUGGGUUUGACACAAUUACUUCCGGACCAUAUCCAAUCGUUAUAAAUCCUAUAAAUGACAGAAACAGACAAGUCCUUGUUGUUCAAGCGUUUGCAUUCACCAGAUACGUCGGUGACCUUCGAGUUAUCUUCGACAUCAACGGAAAUAUCAAAAGUUUUGGAGGAAAUCCAAUUUUUCUUGGUCCGAAGGUAGUCAAAGAUCCAGAAAUUGAAGCUGAAUUGAUUCCAUGGCGAAAACAAGUUAAUGAGAUCAGCCAUCGAGUCAUUGGAUCCACAACCGUUGAUUUAUUACAAACAGAUUGUUGGCUUGGUGAGUGUGCAGUCGGAAGCUUAACAGCAGAUGCAGCUGUAGCUGAAACACAAUUAGCUUUCCCAGAAUUAAGCAUUAAAUCAGCAAUCAUGCAAACAAAAGCAAUGAGAAGCAGCUUUCCAGUUGGACCUAUAACUUAUGGUGACAUAAUGACUUUCUUCCCAUUUGGAAAUACUUUUGAUAUUUUAGAAUUCAAUGGAACUACUUUAAAAAGUGCAUUUGAACUUUCAAUCACAAGAUCUUUGCUGCACUUUUCAGGCAUCCAAGUUGUUUUUGAUAUGUCAAUGCCUGUCGGGAACCAGGUUGUAUCGUUAAAAAUCAAGAACGAAAAUGAUCAAUUUGAAAAUGUUGUCAAUGACAAAAUGUAUAGAAUCGUUGUUCUGUCAUUUAUAGCUAACGGAGGUGAUGGAUAUACAAUGCUGCAGGAAAACAAAGUUAGCCAUAAAAUUGGAUUACUUGGUGAAGAUAUUAUGGAAGCUUACAUUAUAAAGAAAUCACCAAUAAAUUAUGAACUAGAUGGAAGAUUUGUUAUGCUUAAUAGGAAGGAUAAGGCUCAGAAGCAGUGAUGAAAUGAAAAACAUGGUUGCAAUAGAUGUUCACUUAUAACGUCCAGGUAGGGAGGGGUUCAGCAAAAUAAGAACAAAAAAAAUUCCCGAAAAUCCAUUGCUCUUUUUUUAAAAAUAACCGGCAAUUUUGGACGUCAUAAGUGAAUGAUCCCUUAAAUAGUAGCUUAAAUUUAAUUCUGGUCUGAACUUCACUCUUAAUAAAAUUGAUUCUCCAAUUGUAAUUUCAAUAGUGAAGCUUAA